GCUUACCUGGGUUAUUGGAGUCAAUUGCUGCUUUGUCAAAUCAAGUUUGUGUCUGGUCGUUUUAUUCUACAGCUUGAACGACGUCCCAUGACAUUAAUGACAGCCACGUCAGUGACGUUUAUUUUGAGGUUAUAUUGUUGUUUUUAUUUUGCAAUUUUCUUGAUGUCCGAAAUAAUGUCCAAAAACUACAGAAAAAUAUUCGUGACCGUUGGCACAACACGAUUCGAUAAUUUAUGCGAGACCAUCAAUAAGGACUACACUCUCGAAGUAUUAAAACGAUUGGGAUGCAAAGAAGUAACCAUGCAGAUCGGUUCUAGCGAUUUAAAAACAGGCGAAUACGUAAAAUGCGGGAUACGUUUGCAGUUAUACAAAUAUAAAGAUUCCUUAGACGAGGACAUAAAAAACGCAGACCUAGUUAUAAGUCACGCCGGGGCAGGCACGUGCUUAGAAGUUUUAGAAUCCAACAAACCGCUUCUAGUCGUCGUGAAUGAGGACUUGAUGGAUAAUCAUCAACUGGAGCUUGCGGAGCAGCUGCAGGUCGACGGGCAUUUGUAUUAUUGCACGUGUGACACGCUGGAAAACACUUUGCAAGAAGUUGAUUUUAGUUUACUCAGACCAUUUCCUAAGCCUGAUGCUUCAUUGUUUGUUAAAUUCCUAGAUGACGUGUUCAAGGUUAAGCAACCUUUAUGCCAUAAAUAGUAUAUGCAUAUAAAAAAACUAAUCUUCAAAGGAUUUGGAACCUAUGAUUUAUAUUAUUACAUUUUAUUG
This is a messenger RNA of Leguminivora glycinivorella, 768 nucleotides long. It is a transcript of the gene Alg13, whose product is annotated as UDP-N-acetylglucosamine transferase subunit ALG13 homolog. NCBI's taxonomy places the organism in Eukaryota, Metazoa, Arthropoda, Insecta, Lepidoptera, Tortricidae. The record is from RefSeq and is a predicted model, not a curated record. Gene Ontology annotation, molecular function: hexosyltransferase activity. The transcript has a single exon. Gene Ontology annotation, biological process: dolichol-linked oligosaccharide biosynthetic process. Bases 88 to 699 code for a protein of 203 amino acids.